This is a messenger RNA of Porites evermanni, 14006 nucleotides long. The record is from the annotation of a GenBank genome assembly. NCBI's taxonomy places the organism in Eukaryota, Metazoa, Cnidaria, Anthozoa, Scleractinia, Poritidae.
AUGGCCUGUACAAUUCAUUGUCCGAAAGGAAUAAGGGGACGCCGAGACAGGCCUGGUCCUCCAGGCAAGCUUGGUCAGCCAGGGCCUCAGGGAAAUCGUGGCAGGCCUGGUCCCUCAGGCAAGCAUGGUCCGCCUGGGCCCCAGGGACCACAGGGACCUAAAGGUUCUCAGGGAGAUCAGGGGCCUCCUGGACCUAGGGGCGAUCAGGGCCCUCAAGGACCCAAGGGUGAUCCUGGUGAAUCCAUCUCAGCUCCUUCUAUUGUGACAUCCCCAGUUUCCACGGUGGUAAACGAAACUGAUGUAGCUUCUCUGCGGUGUGAGGUUAAAGGAAAUCCUGUUCCUCAAAUUACAUGGCUUAAAGAAAAUACCAGUCUUCCAGCCGACAAACGAAUUGUACAGUCUCGUGGAGGUUUAAUGAUUAAGGAUGUGACGUCACAAGAUGGUGGCUUGUACACGUGCGUAGCAAGCAACAUUGUUGGAUUAAUAAAAAAAUCGGCCACGUUAACUGUUCAAGGUAACAUGCUCCUCCUUUGUAACUUAUUGUAAAAUUCAUGGAUUAGAAGCUAUUAAUGAGCAAUCAAAUUCCAUUACAUGAUAUACUUUCACUUUAAAAUUACGCGUAUUAAUAGUCAACGAUGUCUGUUAAAUUCCCCGUGAACAAUUAUUAAUAUCCCACUGUCCAUAGGCUACUAAUGAUGAUGAGUCUCGUCAAAAAUGCCUGUUUUUAGCGAAUAAAGCGGUAAUUGGGCUACAAAUACAACUUCGACUAUAGUGUCCUAUAUACCUAAUUAUAUAAGGGGGAUUCUACGCAAGACGAUUUGCAACGAUCACGGAUUUUUAAGGCAACAAUAUUGGAGCAAUUCGAAGAAAUUUUCCCGCGAUUUUGCAAAGUUGUAUUGCACUGUAAAUUGUCGUUGUGAAUCGUCCCGUGUAAAAUUGCUCAGGAGAAAAUAAUGCGACCGAAACUGUUAUCGGUAGAUUCUAGUAGGUUCGGCUCUGAUCAAGAGAACUCGGAGACCUUUUCCCACAACCCUCUGUUUUAAGAGUGGCUGUCUGAAAGGAUCGAGAAUCGGCGGUCAGCGACCCAUUUGGCGAAUCCCUGAUAUUUUGCCCAAAGUUAGCCUUGGGUAGACUAUUUUCAAAAAUCAUAUUCAAAAGUUCCAACGAUUUUGUUUAUUUGGGAAAUUUGGGAAAAGUUAAAAGUGCGUUCAAAAUGCGGUCAAAGUGCGGUUUUUUGGUUGAUCAAAAAGUGCGAUGAUGAACCUCCGCCGAAGUCUUAAAAUGAAAUCAGUUGACCUCAAAAUUAAAAGAAUUUCAAAGCAAUCAAUCUUCUACACUACCAAUGUUUUAAUCUUUUCAAAUAUGAUACUACAAUGGUUUUUCAGGCCAUUUGGAAAACAUCUUCGGAGACCGCUUUCGAUGGCGGCAAAAUGUGGCUAAUAUUCAUCAGGAUAAAAAUGUUCCUGGUAUGUCAGUUUUUAACAAUUUUCAUUGUUAAAAACUGACAUGCUUAAAAGCAUUGCAGAGCUAAAAUAUAGGUCUUAAAGAUUUAUCGAGUAAAGUUUCAAGGUCGAACUCGGAACGCUUCCCUUCGCAGGAAUCGGAAGUCUGAGCAACUAUCAACGUGCAAAAUGGCGCUGGAUUUAUAACAAACAUCUAACAUUAUAGUUACAAUCACUUGAGUUAAAAUAUCAAACUAAAUUUACCUUUGACAAUUUUAAGUUUGCCGCUUAUAGAAAUAUCCAAGAGCUCAUAGGAGACACAUCCAGUGCUUUGAACAGUUUGAUGUAGAUAGUCCGCUUUGGUUAUCGCAAGGUAAUGUAAACAAACGUGAUAAAUCAGUUAAACCACCCGCCUUUGUGUCAAACUAUCCAUCCAGGACGUUUUCCUAGACAUUUAUCGUUCUGCAAGGUUUCUUGAAUGAAAUAGUAAUUGUGAGACUUUAAGAAAAACAAAGGUAGUUUGCUGGAAAGACCGUUGAAAUUUUGGAAAUAUUUAGUUAUUACCGCGACAAUAAUAAUAACCGGCAAAGUGCCACUAUAGGUGGUAUUUAAUGAUACAGGCAGAAACAACGUAGCGGAAAGCCAUUUUCCACUACAGGAAGAGUUUGAAUCCACGUUAGUUUUCACAAAUUCAAACGGUUUUUGUUUUUAGUAUCUGAAACACGUGAAGCUACAUGUGUUAAGAAAUCGAAACACACGGCAUUCUGUCAGAAUAAACCGUGUGCUGAUAUUCGAGUCCAGUAAAUGUGACGCAAUCUCAGUUACCCUCUCCCUUCCACCUAGACUACGAGUAGUCCCCCAUUUUUCCUCAGAGAUGGUAGAGCGUGCGAAACGCGAGCGCGCUUGAAAAUCACCCCACGCGAGAAAAGGCGACACGCGGCGGGAAGGGAGAAAAAUGAGGGACUACAGACGAAGCCCAAGCUUUUGACCCUUCACGGCCGACUGAUUUUGGAGUGUGAAGUUCGUAUCCCCUUCCAAAUCAAUUAAGUACAUCCAAUGGGAUUCCUUCCCUUAUUGAGCUGUCAUUGCUCUUGUCAUUGGUAAACUGCGGGGGAUAUUUAUUGCAAGCAAAAAAAAAACCCAGAUACUAAUUUUCUUCACGGCUGUUUCGCGAGAAGAACUGGAUAGUGUAGGCGACACACGACUUUAACUCAUGCCAAAAUGCUGCUUGUUCCAAUGAAUUUUUUUUCUCUGACGGGUAGAUUAUGCUCUGGAGGAAAACGUUUUGACUGAGCAAAUGCGAUUUUUGCCGCUUAUUUCAUACUGAGAGGUCGUAUCACGCAUAUUAAUUUUCUGUGGUUAUUGUUUAUGGUCGGCAUGAUUUGCCCUCUGAGGCAAGAGCAUUUUCUUUGACCUCUUUUGAAAAGUAAAGUUCUUCAAUGCGGAAAAAUAAGGAUUUUGGGUUGUUUAAUUUCUCCGGCGAUUGCCUCCUGGAUAUGAAUAAUUUUAAGCGAUUUUCUUUUUGGCCGUGGAUGUGACGGUUUCCUGCAAUGUUUUGUCACGCUGGGCCCAGCUCGUUAGCGUUUUUAGCAAGACGGAUAUAGUGAUAUCCAAAUCUCGAAAAAUGGAUUGCAGCUUAAACUAAAACUACAUUAACUAUGGAGAAUUGCGAUAUGACUUAGUCAUGACUGCUCAUGAAUUUUAACUGCCGCUUGUUUUUCUGGAGAUAAUGUGAAUCUGGAGCGUUGCCGGGUUGGCUUUCUGCUUAGUUGCUUCUACAAGAGCAAGUCUAGUUAAUUGUUCUGUUCUGUUAUUUGUUCUGCUCUAGUUAUUUGUUCUGUAAAUUGUGAUUAUGUCGAGUGUUGAUAGCGGCUGGCGCGUUUUUGACAGAUGUUGAGAGAUUUCCAUGGAAGAGCCAAUCAGAGUUUUGUGUUGUGAGAGCAACGCAUUAGUUCGCGUGUCGGCUUUUCUCGCGUGGGGUGAUUUUCACGCGCGCUCGCGUUUCGCACGCUCUACUAUCCCUGAGGAAAAAUGGGGGACUACUCGUAGUCUACCUUCCACCCAGCGUUGCCUAGAAACUUAAACGAGUUAAUUUUGCUCAAAUUAGUAUUUUUUAAAACGAAGUAUGAUUUGAGGCUCCGGUAGGAAUAAUAAUAUUUAAAAUACAACAGCAACAACAAUAACUUCCCACCCGCGGGAUAAACUUUUCGACCUGUUGUCAAGAUGGGGGUGGGGAAGGAGUACGUUUAGAAGUAAAAAUUUUUCGCAGGGUAUUUUUCAAAGUAAGAUCAUUGUUUGAGGUCUUGCUAAACGCAGUUAUAAAAUGAAUUUCAUUGCUACAUCCCGGUAGGGGAGCUUUCUUUGAUACUGUUUUUUUUUGUUUUGUCAUUGACUCUCAGACUUGGGGAGGAAGGGGUAGUCCCUUACUUCUUGUCGAGGAGGCUCUGAUCGCAAGAUUCUCAUUACGCUGAGUGGCUUUAGUUCAACCCCAAAACAGUUCCCUUCAUUUUCAUAGUUUAAAAAACCUAAAAGGUACUGCUACAGCUGCGGUUGUUUUAGAAUUUUAAACCCUAAAAGGUACCAACCUAAGAGAGAGAACCUGGGAACGGGGUUGUAAAAGGUACAACUAGAACAUCGCCAUUUUUAUGAGGGAGUACCCGUUCUCCCCGUUUUCAACCCAUUUUAUCAAACUGAUUGUCGCUAAAACACUUCUAGGAAGCUAUUAAUAAAAGAGUUACUUUCGGCAUGUGCACUUUUUGGUUAUUUCCUCUAAGAGUGUCAAGUAUGGAGCCUUCUUGCGGACAGGCGGGACAGGUGCAUCAGGCCGAGAUCCUCGCACAAGUGCUGAAGCAUCGGUAGCUUGAGGACUUUCAAGUUACCACUGAGCGCCAUCUCACACAGGUUGUACUGAUCGUAUACCAGAGGAUGGUUGAGCUGAAUGGUUUCAACGACCUCCUUCGCUGCACUAAAGUUAGCUUCCUCUUGAGAUGCCCGGAUAUCGGCUUCAUCUGGUGGGUCCUUUUGCUGUAGUGUAGCGCUUUGCCUCGAGAAGAAGGACGCAACCUGCAAGCUGGUUAGGAAUUCUGAGGACUGGAAAAGUCGCACACCAUCUACUCCACGGGCGCGUCGCAUUUCCCUCGCCACAANGCUGAAGCAUCGGUAGCUUGAGGACUUUCAAGUUACCACUGAGCGCCAUCUCACACAGGUUGUACUGAUCGUAUACCAGAGGAUGGUUGAGCUGAAUGGUUUCAACGACCUCCUUCGCUGCACUAAAGUUAGCUUCCUCUUGAGAUGCCCGGAUAUCGGCUUCAUCUGGUGGGUCCUUUUGCUGUAGUGUAGCGCUUUGCCUCGAGAAGAAGGACGCAACCUGCAAGCUGGUUAGGAAUUCUGAGGACUGGAAAAGUCGCACACCAUCUACUCCACGGGCGCGUCGCAUUUCCCUCGCCACAACCUCGGCGUCAAGCUUGCGGCCGGUUGUUUGACCGAUAGAGAAUUUCGCCAGUAAGUAAGUCAAAGACUUUUGCUUUUCGCUGAAUCUAUACGCCUUCUUUGCUGCUCUGAGGGCCCAUCCCUCAUUUGGUACAAAGUGACCCUCCUGGUGAGCACCUGGGGCUUUAAGAGAGGGCAAUAUGCCAACACCUUCUUCCAAAUGGGUCUUGUAUCCCAUUUUCGCGAAAUCAAUUAAAGAAUAUUUCGCCGCGGAUCGGGAACAUUUUUCUACAGACAGAUGUUUCUCUAAAACAGACACUCUUUGGAACACACGAACGCAGCCGUCUUGAGGACAGGAAUAAACCCCUGUGGACAGGUCACUGUCUUCCGAAACGCCACCAGAUUGCUCGGCCACAGUUGCUGAUGUUGAAGCUCUCUGUCCAACCUGUUUUUCAGAUUUACAUCGAAAGGAAGUUAAAAUCUCCUUCGGAGAAUGAUUUCUGAAGUACUUGGUAUCGAUGGGUAAGCAAAUUAAUACCAAUAAAGAUUUUUUUUCUGAUUUCUUUUUCAAAUCAAUUAUUAGUGUUUAAAGCAAACACGACAGAAAUAAACGUAAUGUUCCCAAUACAUGGGUAUUCAUAGCUCGGUUAGUAGAGCACUGCCGCGCUAACGUGGAGGUUAUGGGUUUGCCCGUUUAAGCCACCCAAAAAAUUGAACAAAAUGGUAAUUCCUUAAAUUGCUCUUACAACUGCGACAAUCACUUCUUCAUUUAACAGAACCAAGAAUAUUGUGUGGGACUCCGAAGGUAUCUGAUACAUGUACUUGCAGAUAAUUAUUGUAUGGUAAGGAUCUCCAAUAAAGUAAGGGUCUUACACUUUUGAAUUGCAUUAAUUUUAAUAUAGAACUUCAAUUUAGCGGCAACUCAUACAUUAAUUCUGAAUAGCUCACUUUUAGUUUUAAUUCUCAUACUUACUUGAUGAAGAUCCUGGAUCAGAUGAUUUUUCCUCGACCAACACAAUACGCACGCCAACAGGUAACAGAUUCUGUAGAGCUAAACUCAAAAUUGUUCCGUUUUGUAAUGCCAGUAAUAGUUUGCCCACUGUCAGGUGUUUCGAUGAUGGAAUCAAGGGAAGCAACUCUUACACCUUUCAAUCCACCAUGCGAUAAUAAUUCGUCUUUAAGCUCAUCGGCAGUGCAAGCAUCAUUGCCUUCAUCAAUAAAGGCCCUGAUAUGUCUUUUACAACUUGCAGCCAGCCGGUCUGCUGCCCCUUUUCCGCCUUGAGGAUCGCUAAAUCUACGCGGGGUGGGCACUUUUUCGAGGCUGGGCGCUUAUUAACUUUUCUGCCUUUAGGAUGGGCGCUUAAUCGAGCUGGGCGCUUAUUCGAAAAAUACAGUAUUAUUAUUUUUAAUUAAGCCUUACCUUGAAAUCACUUUUAAGGUAUAAUUUUGAACCCUUAAGCAAUUCCACGUACUGCAACUCCCACUCUUUCCCGAGGCCGAGCUCUCCAAGUCGGCGGACUAAAUUCUCUAAGUCUUCAAAUGAACGCGCACCGUCUGCGGCGACGUAGUCAAGUCCUGGGAGAGAUUUUCGGACAGAGGCCUUGCAUUCCUCCAAUACACGAAGCAUAGUGCCGUCAGUGAAUGGUUGAAAGCCAGUUUCGUGGCAGUACUGAUCGUAUUGACAUACUAUUCUUUGGGAUAUCAUCGUCCUUAUGACGUUUAGUAUCUCAACCAGCUGGCCAGAAGAGAGUUUCAACGUUUUCUGCCCAAAUGGUAGAUCGUGCACCAAAUGCGGGCUUGUUAUGUACGAUAAAAAAUGGUCAAGUUGCUUCAGAUCAACCUCUAUCCUCGGCGAAAGUUGGUGCAUUGCGGGAGCCCCGCUACCAUACUGUAAGCGAUGCAGGUUGGCCAAGCUAUAGCGUAUCUAGUUAAGCCUGGUAUAAAUCUUGAAAUAUCAUUGAAGCCGGCAACGCCAGACAUGCAUGAUAGACAAGAUCUGCCUUCUUGUCUCCCACCCUUGAGCUUUUCCAUAUGCCUCUGGUAAGGCCUGAAGAUAAUUCUUGGACGUUUGUGAUAAUUCAUCGAGUUUAAGAGCUUUGUUCAUGGCAGGGGACGAGAAGACCGCUUGCAAAAGAGAACCUGCAUAGUUAGGUGUAAGAUCUUGUAGGACUGAAGAAAAGAUCUCCACUGUCCUAGUGGUGUAUUCCUUCUUAGUGCUCUCUCCAGCUUUAUCCCAUUCCAUCCAGGGCUGAGUUAUUCGCGGGAUGUUUUUCGAAACCAGAUAUUCGUUCAACUUUUUGCGAGGUUCUUGCAUAGUGGUUGGGGCCUCGUCACUCGUGGAAGAAACAAGACUUCCAGUAUCCGGACUGAGGAACGUCUCAUCAUCCCGCCCUCUUGACGAUAUCUCCAGCCUCUUCAGUUCAGUUGCAAGGUCAUCAGACGAUAACUCACUGCUAGUUGUUUAUGCACUUGAACGGCCUGUUUCCCCCUCUACCUAAAACAGUUCAAACAAAUAUAUUGUGUAAUGACUAUAUAAAGCAUGAUAAAACGUUUAUUUUGUUUUACUUUAUUCAUAAGCCAACACCCACACAAACCCGUUAAAAAAGAAAGAAAGAAAGAAAGAAAUGAAAAGAAAUCUCCUAAAGUAAAAAAGGAUUAAAAAGGAAAUGAAAGAAUGAAUGAAUGAUGAAUGCUUUUUUGAAAGUAAAACAUUUCAUACCAUCGUUAAAGUAGCCACUUAAACAAACCAUUUACACUGAUGUUUCUUAUUUCUACUUACCAACAAAUGGGGCUUGGGUAACUCUUGCAGGUGCGAGACCCCGGGGACGGGCUCCACCCCACCUGAAGCAAACACUAGAGUUUGGUUGGGCAUUGCCUGUUUGCUGAUAUACUCGUUGCAUUGUUUACAAGUUGCUUUAAAUAGAAAAACAAAAGCAAAACAAAAAGAACAGACGAACAGAAAUUAAUUUCAAUAUACUGACUGUAAAAACAAAUGCAUUUAAAACAUACAUAGAAAGAAGACAACUUCCUGCCCGCAAGACCAAUAAUUUUGAAUGAGGACCGCAAGGUGUGCUAGGAUUACCCGCACCCCCGGGAAAAAAAUACUCCUGCGUAAUACAAACAAGGGGCACGUGAUAAUUAGCGCCUUCCCCUCUCCUUGCAUGCUCUCUCCUCUCUUGUCACUGUCUCGUGGAAAUUUCUCACUGUUUCUUUAAUAGAGUGCUAGCAAACUCCUCGCCUUGUGUGCCACCUUAUAUGUGAUUCUUAACCGUAAAAAAGUCACCAUUAUCCAACCAACCUUCGCAGAAAAGUCUGCAACUUACGUGAUCCAACUGGAAUAAGUGUGUUCGUGUUUUUGAAAAUAAACGCCCACUUCAAGCUAUCCACUCGGUGGCUGCCUUUAGCAAGUUGUAGAUUUAUGUACCGCUAAUUCUUUGGGUACUGUACACAUGGUCUUCCCCGUCCUCCAGCGGAUGCCGUAAUCAGCCCUGUGCCUGGGACAAAUGCUCAAGACACAUUGAUGUUCUUCCACUGAGAAAACCCCUGGAAGGAGAAUGAUGUGUUAAUACAAAGAGAAUAACCACCCUCAAGUGCAUGAUGAUAAAAAGGAAAAACGUAUAAUAAUAAUAACAAUAAUAAUAAUGUAAAUGAUAAAAAGACAAAAAUAUUAUAUUUUAGGGUGGUAUUUACCUGCUCUGGCUAACAGCAACUUUAUUUCAGAUCCUAAAACUCUCAUCUGCGCUGAGGUUUAAGGUCUUUAAAUGGCCAGUUACAUCUUUUGUACAGUCUUUGAGCGCAAUACAUUCCAGCUGACCACGAUAAUCUGCGGACUGACCGCAAGGUGUGCCCUGGGAAGGGGUGGCCUUACCUAGAAGCGCUUUGUAGCUACAGUGAGCCAUUCAAGAAACGACGAGACUGAGUUAAACAAGGAUAUAUGACCAACGCUCCGCCAACGCUGCAUUUUCAACCUGUUGCGAAAUGUUUUUGCACAAUAGCGACGGGUGUGCUCGUGCGCACGGUUGCGUGACUUUCUGGUAAAUUUCCUGUGUUCCAAGCAUGCACGCAUUUCGAAGCGCUACAAAUGCAUCUGAAUAUGAAAUUUAAAGUCUCUGAUUUGUUUUUACAGAAAGUUUGCAAUGGUGGACACAAAAUGGAGAAAAGGAUAAGGUAAACGUAAAUUUCGUUUUCGGUUUCAUGGUGUCAGUGCCAAUUUUACAAUAGCGCCGAAUUAGUGUUUGUUUGUUUGGGUUCGGAUUACUUUGUUUCCUCCUUUUCGCCUCUGUGCAAUUCAACGAUAAGUCGUGAGUUAAUAGUAUUAAAAAUAUUUGGAGCACUAUACCGCUCGCAUCCUGAGCGCUUGAGACAUCGAUACAAGGUUGCAUUUACAGGAUACGGCGCUUUAGGAAGAUCAGGUAACUGAAGUAAAAAUUCCAGGCAGUACUGAGAUAUGCGGGGUUAGUGAUUCUUUUCAACCGAUCUUUAUUUUGAAAUUGUUUAGGUCUGAGAGGCCGAAUGUUUGGGCGCUUAUUCGAAAAAUACAGUAUUAUUAUUUUUAAUUAAGCCUUACCUUGAAAUCACUUUUAAGGUAUAAUUUUGAACCCUUAAGCAAUUCCACGUACUGCAACUCCCACUCUUUCCCGAGGCCGAGCUCUCCAAGUCGGCGGACUAAAUUCUCUAAGUCUUCAAAUGAACGCGCACCGUCUGCGGCGACGUAGUCAAGUCCUGGGAGAGAUUUUCGGACAGAGGCCUUGCAUUCCUCCAAUACACGAAGCAUAGUGCGCUCACUGAAUGGUUGAAAGCCAGUUUCGUGGCAGUACUGAUCGUAUUGACAUACUAUUCUUUGGGAUAUCAUCGUCCUUAUGACGUUUAGUAUCUCAACCAGCUGGCCAGAAGAGAGUUUCAACGUUUUCUGCCCAAAUGGUAGAUCGUGCACCAAAUGCGGGCUUGUUAUGUACGAUAAAAAAUGGUCAAGUUGCUUCAGAUCAACCUCUAUCCUCGGCGAAAGUUGGUGCAUUGCGGGAGCCCCGCUACCAUACUGUAAGCGAUGCAGGUUGGCCAAGCUAUAGCGUAUCUAGUUAAGCCUGGUAUAAAUCUUGAAAUAUCAUUGAAGCCGGCAACGCCAGACAUGCAUGAUAGACAAGAUCUGCCUUCUUGUCUCCCACCCUUGAGCUUUUCCAUAUGCCUCUGGUAAGGCCUGAAGAUAAUUCUUGGACGUUUGUGAUAAUUCAUCGAGUUUAAGAGCUUUGUUCAUGGCAGGGGACGAGAAGACCGCUUGCAAAAGAGAACCUGCAUAGUUAGGUGUAAGAUCUUGUAGGACUGAAGAAAAGAUCUCCACUGUCCUAGUGGUGUAUUCCUUCUUAGUGCUCUCUCCAGCUUUAUCCCAUUCCAUCCAGGGCUGAGUUAUUCGCGGGAUGUUUUUCGAAACCAGAUAUUCGUUCAACUUUUUGCGAGGUUCUUGCAUAGUGGUUGGGGCCUCGUCACUCGUGGAAGAAACAAGACUUCCAGUAUCCGGACUGAGGAACGUCUCAUCAUCCCGCCCUCUUGACGAUAUCUCCAGCCUCUUCAGUUCAGUUGCAAGGUCAUCAGACGAUAACUCACUGCUAGUUGUUUAUGCACUUGAACGGCCUGUUUCCCCCUCUACCUAAAACAGUUCAAACAAAUAUAUUGUGUAAUGACUAUAUAAAGCAUGAUAAAACGUUUAUUUUGUUUUACUUUAUUCAUAAGCCAACACCCACACAAACCCGUUAAAAAAGAAAGAAAGAAAGAAAGAAAUGAAAAGAAAUCUCCUAAAGUAAAAAAGGAUUAAAAAGGAAAUGAAAGAAUGAAUGAAUGAUGAAUGCUUUUUUGAAAGUAAAACAUUUCAUACCAUCGUUAAAGUAGCCACUUAAACAAACCAUUUACACUGAUGUUUCUUAUUUCUACUUACCAACAAAUGGGGCUUGGGUAACUCUUGCAGGUGCGAGACCCCGGGGACGGGCUCCACCCCACCUGAAGCAAACACUAGAGUUUGGUUGGGCAUUGCCUGUUUGCUGAUAUACUCGUUGCAUUGUUUACAAGUUGCUUUAAAUAGAAAAACAAAAGCAAAACAAAAAGAACAGACGAACAGAAAUUAAUUUCAAUAUACUGACUGUAAAAACAAAUGCAUUUAAAACAUACAUAGAAAGAAGACAACUUCCUGCCCGCAAGACCAAUAAUUUUGAAUGAGGACCGCAAGGUGUGCUAGGAUUACCCGCACCCCCGGGAAAAAAAUACUCCUGCGUAAUACAAACAAGGGGCACGUGAUAAUUAGCGCCUUCCCCUCUCCUUGCAUGCUCUCUCCUCUCUUGUCACUGUCUCGUGGAAAUUUCUCACUGUUUCUUUAAUAGAGUGCUAGCAAACUCCUCGCCUUGUGUGCCACCUUAUAUGUGAUUCUUAACCGUAAAAAAGUCACCAUUAUCCAACCAACCUUCGCAGAAAAGUCUGCAACUUACGUGAUCCAACUGGAAUAAGUGUGUUCGUGUUUUUGAAAAUAAACGCCCACUUCAAGCUAUCCACUCGGUGGCUGCCUUUAGCAAGUUGUAGAUUUAUGUACCGCUAAUUCUUUGGGUACUGUACACAUGGUCUUCCCCGUCCUCCAGCGGAUGCCGUAAUCAGCCCUGUGCCUGGGACAAAUGCUCAAGACACAUUGAUGUUCUUCCACUGAGAAAACCCCUGGAAGGAGAAUGAUGUGUUAAUACAAAGAGAAUAACCACCCUCAAGUGCAUGAUGAUAAAAGGAAAAACGUAUAAUAAUAAUAACAAUAAUAAUAAUGUAAAUGAUAAAAAGACAAAAAUAUUAUAUUUUAGGGUGGUAUUUACCUGCUCUGGCUAACAGCAACUUUAUUUCAGAUCCUAAAACUCUCAUCUGCGCUGAGGUUUAAGGUCUUUAAAUGGCCAGUUACAUCUUUUGUACAGUCUUUGAGCGCAAUACAUUCCAGCUGACCACGAUAAUCUGCGGACUGACCGCAAGGUGUGCCCUGGGAAGGGGUGGCCUUACCUAGAAGCGCUUUGUAGCUACAGUGAGCCAUUCAAGAAACGACGAGACUGAGUUAAACAAGGAUAUAUGACCAACGCUCCGCCAACGCUGCAUUUUCAACCUGUUGCGAAAUGUUUUUGCACAAUAGCGACGGGUGUGCUCGUGCGCACGGUUGCGUGACUUUCUGGUAAAUUUCCUGUGUUCCAAGCAUGCACGCAUUUCGAAGCGCUACAAAUGCAUCUGAAUAUGAAAUUUAAAGUCUCUGAUUUGUUUUUACAGAAAGUUUGCAAUGGUGGACACAAAAUGGAGAAAAGGAUAAGGUAAACGUAAAUUUCGUUUUCGGUUUCAUGGUGUCAGUGCCAAUUUUACAAUAGCGCCGAAUUAGUGUUUGUUUGUUUGGGUUCGGAUUACUUUGUUUCCUCCUUUUCGCCUCUGUGCAAUUCAACGAUAAGUCGUGAGUUAAUAGUAUUAAAAAUAUUUGGAGCACUAUACCGCUCGCAUCCUGAGCGCUUGAGACAUCGAUACAAGGUUGCAUUUACAGGAUACGGCGCUUUAGGAAGAUCAGGUAACUGAAGUAAAAAUUCCAGGCAGUACUGAGAUAUGCGGGGUUAGUGAUUCUUUUCAACCGAUCUUUAUUUUGAAAUUGUUUAGGUCUGAGAGGCCGAAUGUGUUUAUUGCGUUUAACCUAAUCUAAAACGACUUGUGAAUUUCAAACGAGAGAAGAUAUGGAAAGUGUCCUUCUGAUCGAGUAACGGGACGAGAAUGUUUCAGAUGUUUGUUGACAAGCGCUGAUACUUCUUUGUAGUGAAUUAACUGACUUGUCUCAUGGGAAGCUUACUGAGUUCGACCUUGAAACUUUACUUAGUAAAUCUUUAAGACCUAUAUUUUAGCUCUGCAAUGCUCAAACUUAAAGUUGUCAAAGGUAAAUUUAGUUUGAUAUUUUAACUCAAGUGAUUGUAACUAUAAUGUUAGAUGUUUGUUAUAAAUCCAGCGCCAUUUGCACGUUGAUAUUGCUCAGACUUCCGAUUCCUUCGAAGGGAAGCGUUCCGAGUUCGACCUUGAAACUUUAUUUGGUAACUCUUUAAGACCUAUAUAUUAGCUCUGCAAUGCUUAAUUGUUAAAAACUGACAUACCAGGAACAUUUUUAUCCUAAUGAAUAUUAGCUACAUUUUGCCGCCAUCAAAAGCGGUCUCCGAAGAUGUUUUCUAAAUGGCCUGAAAAACCAUUGUAGUAUCAUAUUUGAAAAGAUUAAAACAUUGAUAGUGUAGAAGAUUGAUUGCUUUGAAAUUCUUUUUAUUUUGAGGUCAACUGAUUUCGUUUUAAGACUUCGGCGGAGGUUCAUCAUCGCACUUUUUGAUCAACCAAAAAACCGCACUUUGACCGCAUUUUGACCGUACUUUUAAUUUUUCUCAAAUUUCACAAAUAAACAAAAUCGUUGGAACUUUUGAAUAUGAUUUUUGAAAAUAGUCUACCCAAGGCUAACUUUGGGCAAAAUAUCAGGGAUUCGCCAAAUGGGUCGCUGACCGCCGUUUCUCGAUUCUUACAGACAGCCACUCUUAAUUUACUUGUAACUUGUUUUUAUUUUCUUGGCUUAUUAUAUUUCUUCAUUACUUUACAGUUGCUGCCUUAAUCAAUCAAAAACCCUCGUCUAUUGUUGCUGAAGUAGGGGAAAACGUGAGGUUGCAGUGUAAAGCUACAGGUCUUCCAAUACCAACGAUCACGUGGCGGAGAGCGUUUAGUUCCUUGCCAAGAGGGAAGACUGCAGUGGAUGAUGGGAAAUUGACAAUUCGUAACAUAGCUAAAGCUGAUAGCGGGGAUUACGCAUGCUCAGCAAAGAAUUUUCUCGGACAGGACUUCGCUGUUGCUCAAGUGAUGGUCUUUGAAAGGCUCGCAUUCAUACUUACUCCUCCCCUGAAAGUUACUGUAACACAGUCAAGCAACUUACUGUUAGACUGUUCAGCUCAAGGAAACACUGAGAUCACAUGGAAGAGAACUGGUAAAAUUUUACCUCGAAAUCAUGUUGUUCAUCCCAAUGGAACUUUGCUUCUCAGGAGAGUGGUUACAAACGAUGCCGGAACAUAUACUUGCGUGGCCAAGAACGCACUUCGUUCUGUUGAGGCAACUUCUGUUGUUGAAGUGUAA